Molecule: messenger RNA, 1373 nt
Organism: Rubroshorea leprosula
Lineage: Eukaryota; Viridiplantae; Streptophyta; Magnoliopsida; Malvales; Dipterocarpaceae
Source: the annotation of a GenBank genome assembly
CAUAUCUCUCUAAUGCUAGUGGCUCUCUUUCUCACACAUUUUUCCUCCUUUUUCCUUUCUUUUCCACUCUCUAUCUAGCGUAGCUAAUGCUAGUGGUUCUCUUCCCACCCAUCAUUUUCUUUCCUUUCUCCUAGCUAGAAGGCUUUGUGCCAAAAGCUUUCUUUGAGGGUUCUUUCAUGUUAACAGCUAAACAAGAGUAAAAAUUGUUUUGUUUUAGUAGCAUGUGAGGGAGAUGGACAGAGAAACUAACAACCAAGAAAACCCAUCACUCCUUCCCAAUACUACUAUCAAAGAAGAAUCUCCGAGGAAACUUCAUGGCAACUCCGGCGGCAGCGACAGGCUAAAGCGGGAUGAGUGGAGUGAAGGGGCGGUUUCAAGCUUGCUUGAGGCCUACGAAAACAAAUGGGUACUCCGGAACAGAGCCAAGCUCAAGGGCCAUGACUGGGAGGAUGUGGCACGGCACGUGUCGGCGCGUGCCAAUUGUACCAAGUCUCCCAAGACUCAAACGCAAUGUAAGAACAAGAUCGAAUCCAUGAAGAAAAGGUACCGUUCGGAGUCAGCCACCGCAGAUGGAUCAUCUUGGCCUUUGUACCCACGGCUUGAUCUUUUACUACGCGGCAGUGCUCCGCCGCCGCCGCCACCACCACCACCACCACCACCACUACAGGCACAGCCACCUCAAGCAGUACCGAUUCUGCCUUCUAUUAAUAAUCAACCCCCUUUGAUAUUACUAGAGCAAUCACCGACGGUGCAGCCCCCACCACCACCUGCGGCGGCUCCACAGCCUCCUGGGACAGCACCAAAUUCACAUGGGUCUAACGGUAUUGAUAGAGAACUAGGCAAGGAUGAUGGAUUUGGAACAAAAUUAUCCGACCAUUUAUCGGACAAGAUUGCCAUGGACACGGAUAGUAGUACACCUGCCCUUUACAGUGACAAGGACAAGCUGAGGUUGAAGAAGUUGAAGAUGAAACACAAGCGCCGGAGAAAGGAAGAAUGGGAGAUAGCGGAGAGCAUUCGGUGGCUAGCAGAGGCGGUUUUGAAAUCGGAGCAAGCAAGAAUGGAGAGCAUGAGGGAAAUAGAGAGAAUGAGAGCGGAAGCAGAAGCCAAGAGAGGGGAAAUGGAGUUGAAGAGAACUGAGAUCAUUGCCAAUACCCAACUUGAAAUUGCUAGACUCUUUGCAGGGGUUAGUAAAGGCAUUGAUUCUUCCUUAAGGAUUGGGAGAAAUUGACUUUGAGGGAUUAUGUAGUAACUGCAAAUUUAGUUAAUAAAUUAUAUACUCCUAUUUGUGUAUGUGUAGCUAGAUUAUUAUAACUUACAUAUUUUGUCUCUUGACAUUAAUUUUUAAAGGAGGCAAAUGAAUUAAGAGAAACUUA